Hibiscus syriacus is the source of this 1672-nucleotide messenger RNA. RefSeq lists its product as uncharacterized. The record is from RefSeq and is a predicted model, not a curated record. NCBI's taxonomy places the organism in Eukaryota, Viridiplantae, Streptophyta, Magnoliopsida, Malvales, Malvaceae. Bases 1211 to 1624 code for a protein of 137 amino acids. The transcript has 2 exons.
UGUCAUCAACCAUUGCUUGAUGCUAUCUACUUUUGUUUUCGACUGUCCAUCCUUUGUUUUCCAUAAGAAAUGCCUUGAUGAGUUACCCGUUAAAAUCCAUCACCCUUCCCAUCACCACACCCUCUUUCUCUUGAGUGUGAAAAGAAUUCUCUCUUUUGCAAGCUAUGUCAAACCCAACAUUCCGGAUACUUUUAUUCUUGUUCACUUUGCCAUUGUAACAUCAAUAUUGAAUGUGCUUGGCCGAGGCCCGUUGUUGAAGAUAAAAGGCACCAUCAGCACCCAUUCACCCUCUUCUGGAGACCAGGUUCAUUCAUUUGCGACGCGUGUGGCACUGAGGGAAAAUAUAUUUCUUAUAUAUGCUCUACAUGUUGUGUUGUCGUCCAUAAAGACUGCACAAAACUCCCACGCAUUAUCAAAUUCUCACGACAUCAUCACUGCCUUUUUCGCAAAUAUUUUCUUGAAAAAAGACAGCUUACAAGGAAGGAUUGCAAGAUCUGUUUCGAUGAAGUGAAAGUAGAGCAUGGCAGUUACUCUUGUGUGGUACCAAGUUGCAAUUACGAAGUCCAUGUGAAUUGUGCCUUAGACGAUAAAAUAUUUUACGAGUUAAUUGAGGAAGAAUGCCGGUGUGAGGAGCUCAAUGCAGCGAAGCAGUCUUCCAUCACUCGUGUUAUUGAGGUGAAUGAAGAUGGGGAAGCCACAAAGAUUGAACAUUCCAGCCAUGAAGGUCAUUGUUUGGUGCUAGCAGACAAGAUGGAGAAGGAAACUGAUAGACAAUGUGAUGGGUGCAUGCUGCCUGUCUCAACUCAGCUCUAUUAUUGUUCGGAAUCAGAUUGCCAUUUUUGUCUUCACAAAAGUUGAGCUGAGUUGCCAAGAAUCAAGCAACAUUGGCUUCGUCAAUUGAAUGCUACUCUUUGAUUUGAAGAUCUCAAGUUAUGUGACCUGUGCAUUCGAUUUUGUAGUGGUUUCUUCUACAGCGUUAGAGGAAUGUACGAAGACUACGAUAUUUGCAUAAGGUGUGCAAAAGUUGCUGAUAUCAUUGAAGGGCAAGCACACCAACACUUCCUCUUUUUUGAUUUCAAAUGCAAGCAGAAGAAGUGUAAUGGUUGUGGCAGCGGCUGGCAUUGGGUUGGUGCAUUCAGAUGUGGAAAGUGCAGUUUUGCUUUGGAUUUUGGAUGCGUAACGUUACCACAUUCAGCUCCUCACAAAUCGGAUGAACACAUGCUAUACCUUACUUAUCAUAAUGAUAAUGAUUAUCCAAAUCAUCGUUAUUGUGAUAUUUGUGAAGGAGAAAGAGAUCCAAGCCUUUGGUAUUAUCAUUGUUCGAUCUGUGAUACUUCUGCUCAUCCCGAUUGCGUUCUUGGAAAUCGUCCAUUUGUCAAGAACGGGGCCACCAUGUGGUAUUAUGGCAGACAUGAUCAUGAGCUUGGUUUUUUCAGGAAGGCUACGGGUUAUCCUGAAUGUUCCGAUUGCGGUAAGCUUUGCCAAGAAGAAAUUCUCAAGUGUGCUCAGCCUGCAUGCAACUACAUUGCCCACUACAGAUGCCGCCGGUUUGGAGAAGAAAACUUUUGAGCCAGUGACGUGUAUGAAGAUUUUAAACAAUCCAAGGAGUUCACAAGGGGUUUGACAUUUCAUUCCAACUUCUCUGAAGAAAGGAUUAAAGUGAGCUAUAUCU